CACCCACUAACACCAUUCUAAAACAGCAUUUUUUCUGGAAUGAUUGGCGCACCAUUAAGAUGAAUAUCAACACACUUCUGUUGUUCGCACCCCCAGGGAUGAUGUGAUCUUAGACGUGGUCAGAGAGGAGGACGUGUUGCCCACUAAGGCAGGAUGUCGGACAUGAAAGCUGAGACCUUGCCUGAACACUGGAGUCUAUUUUUGCGCUGUACUAUUUGUUUUGGAUACAUGCAGGAACCUCAUACGUUGGAGUGUGGACAUACAUUUUGUAAACGCUGCCUGAAAAGACUAGCAGAAAUAGGCCGUGAAGAUAAUCCAGACGUACGCGUGAGAAGGUUGAAUCUUUCAUGCCCCACAUGCAGACAUCCUUUCCCUGCCAAACCUGUGCUCACCGACAGAAUAUGCACAUGCAUCAUUCUCAAACAACUGGUUGAGCUAUGGAAAAAAGAGUACACUCUUCUGGCAGCCUCCUCGUAUCUGACACAACGCAGUGUUUGCACUCAGACACAAUCCGAGUCCAACGUGGAUACAGUUGAUGUGAAGUUAUCUGGCGACCAACAUGAAGAGUUCGUAGUCAGCCUCCACCCAUCUGAACAAUAUUGUAAGGCACUUAUGAAAAGAGUAUUCGAGUCCACUGACGACGUAGCCCCUGAAUCCCAUGAUGUCAUCAUCCCCAAGGCCGUCGCACCUACUUCCACAUUAUCUGCAAGUGCCAUAGUAGUCCAUCGUGACAACAUAUCAAGUGACAGCGAAUCCUCUGUUGCUUCAGAAAAUGACAGCAGCAACACAAGCACGAGCCACAGUACGGCAUCUAUACCAGAAAUGUUUGGCCGCAUGAACCUGCCCAGGAUCACAUUCACCGAGUGCACACCCGGCAGGUUUCUGCUCAUGUUGGUCUGGUGCAUGUACUCUGUGGUCAUAGUGGGCUUGGCAGAGGCUUUCCUACCAUAUAUCAUUCUCUUUACACUCUUCUUUUUUCUAGUCGUUCUCAGAUGACCAUUAGGCUCAGGGGUCAUAACAACGCCCCCACCGCAAGUUUUAUUAGUGCUUAUUUUACUCGAUUAUUAUGACCCUUUUUUACAAUGAAAGGCAACAUUUUGUAUAUCUAAAGCAGUUACACUAGAGAUUAAAACCAGAUUUUCAGCUAAGAAGAUACAUUUUUUCAUGUUUUUAUGAGUGAUUUGAAUACUGUUUACCUAACCGAUUUUCCAUGAAAUUGUUCAAUCAUUAUGAUUGUAGUAUAUAUUGAAUGUCUUUUUUGUGUGUGCAUGUAGCAUUAUCAUAAUAAAAAUCUACAGGGUUAUAAAUAUGAACCUCAAAUUUUUUAGUAUGGAUAAAAAAAUUAACUAAAAAGUGGUUUUUAACUAUUUGAUACACCCCUAUUUGUUUUAACUCACAUUGAAUAUGCCUAAUGGUCAUUUGAGAUGCCUAGUUUUUACCAUACUAAAAAUGUACCGUACUCAAAAUAAAUGUUUCUGCAAAACUGUGUAUUUAUAUUUUCUUUUUAUAUGGCAAUAUAGGAAAAAAUAGAAUUUUAGUUUGGUUAUUUUAAC
Physella acuta is the source of this 1553-nucleotide messenger RNA. RefSeq lists its product as uncharacterized. Lineage: Eukaryota; Metazoa; Mollusca; Gastropoda; Physidae. Gene Ontology annotation, biological process: protein monoubiquitination. The record is from RefSeq and is a predicted model, not a curated record. Gene Ontology annotation, molecular function: ubiquitin protein ligase activity.